Trichobilharzia regenti is the source of this 556-nucleotide messenger RNA. Lineage: Eukaryota; Metazoa; Platyhelminthes; Trematoda; Strigeidida; Schistosomatidae. The record is from the annotation of a GenBank genome assembly.
AUGUCCGUAUAUCCUUCAAUCUCAUCAAUAUUUUUUUUGGCUUUUACCAUCGUCAAUGGUUGGUCAAAUUGUCCACUAUAUAAACUCAUGUCCACCUGGCAUUACUUGAAUUCCACUUGGCCUCACACUACAAUCUACCAGCUAACUCAUUCAUCAAAUAAAAUGGAUGAACUGAGAGCACUCUUCGAAGCAGCCGAUGUCAAUCAUUCCGGAAAGUUGUCAUCUCAAGAGUUGAAAAAGGUGUUGGAGGGGGAUUUUGGUUGUGAAAUUCCAAAGGAUAAAUUCGAUGAAUUUUUGAAGGGAACAAAUCUUGAUGGUGAAGGUGAAUGGAGUAUUGAUGACCUGGUGAAACUAUUCACUACAUAACACUGCUGUUCACUGUAGUAAUUAUUGAUGAAGAUUUUCAGGAAAACACUUAUGUGAUUGUAGAAGCACUAAGUUGAUUCACAAACUGUUUAAUGUUUCCUAAUAUUUUAAAGUUAAAUUAUACUUUAAAGAAUUUGUGAUCAUGUAAUGUGUUCUCAUUCGAUUUUCGAUUGAAUAUACGUAUUAGGAG